AACAUCCAAUCUGCCGCGGUGAUACCACAUGUGCCUGAACGGGGUCGCUACACGACAUCGAUGAUGAUAGCGGAGUUACAGCGAGGCAGCAAGCACCUGGACUUUGGGAUCAUUAGCGGGCGCUCGGCUAUAAAAGCCGCGGGAGAACAUCAGCUGAGCAGAAGCACUGCAGAGUUCACUCUCAGAGAAUCUCACAGAUCCAGCAACCAUGAAGGUCCUUGCCGUGUUAGUUCUGGCCGUUUUCACUGGCUGCAAUGCCAACGUCUUCUACGCUGAUGCCCCCAAGCCUCAGUUGGAGGUCCUGACCGACGCUUUCUGGGACUACGUGGCCAAGGCCACCCAGACCGCUGACGACACCCUCCAGAUGAUCAAGAAGACUGACUUCGGACAGGAAAUGAGCGCACGUCUGGCCCAAGGCAGCGAGGCAGCCAACCAGUACGCCCUCACCCUGCACGAGCAACUUCCCCCCGCCGCUAAGGACAUGAUCAUCACCGUGAGUUCCGAGGCUGACGCCCUGAAACAACGCGUGAGCAUGGAGCUGAACUCGAUCCGCGGGAAGCUGGAGCCCUACACCGAGAACAUGAGAGUCCAGGUCCAGCAGAGGGUGGAUCAGCUCCAGGUCGAAAUCAACCAACUGCUCGCCAUGGAUCCCGAGACCCUGAAGACCGAGCUGGUUAGAAGAACCGAGGAGCUGAAGGCCAACCUGGAGCAGAGCGUUGCUGAUCUGCAGGCUCAGCUCGGUCCCCACACCGAUGACCUGAAGCAGAAGGUGGACCAGCACCUGCUCACCUUCAAGGAGCGUGUGAGCCCCCUGGCCGAAAAGGUCCAAAUGGAGCUGACCCAGAGAGCCCAGCAGGUGAGAGACCUCGCCACUCCUUACGUUGGUGAGCUGAGGGAGACCCUGGACCCCUACGCCCAGGACCUCCAGGACCGUCUGAUCGCCCUUUACCAGUCCUUCGUCACAGCCAACUAAGUCAACCUCGACAAAACUGAAACAUGAACCGCUACACACUGAAACAUCAGCAUGCAAUUCUCAUGGUUUGUCAACAGGAGGCGAGACUCGCUCCUCAUGUUCAUGGAAAUGUUUACUGUAGUACUCGGUGUUGGUCUGUGACCAAGCAGUCUUCCACCUAAAAUAAAAACUUUAAAAAAAUA
Nerophis ophidion (straightnose pipefish) is the source of this 1155-nucleotide messenger RNA. Its product is annotated as apolipoprotein A-IV-like. Lineage: Eukaryota; Metazoa; Chordata; Actinopteri; Syngnathiformes; Syngnathidae. Gene Ontology annotation, biological process: reverse cholesterol transport; cholesterol efflux; very-low-density lipoprotein particle remodeling. The transcript is spliced from 4 exons. Gene Ontology annotation, molecular function: phospholipid binding; phosphatidylcholine-sterol O-acyltransferase activator activity; cholesterol binding. The coding region runs from base 209 to 973 and encodes 254 amino acids. Gene Ontology annotation, cellular component: extracellular region; high-density lipoprotein particle; chylomicron. The record is from RefSeq and is a predicted model, not a curated record.